UAGUGGCGUGGUAACUAAGGAAAUUCGUUUACACGUUAUAAUACCGUUGCCAGCGAAGUAUCAUGGUUUUCAGAUCAUGCAGGUGAACCCAGUCUUAAUUUGUCACGAAGUUACUAAUGUGCAUCAUACGUUGCGUGCUCUUAAUCAUCAACGUGAUGCGUCGCGCAAAGUAAAACAAAAUCGAAGAUGCCUUUGGAGCCGAAUUAACAUUUCCUUACAGAAAACAUGACGUUGACAAACUAAUAUCCGCUUGAGCCAUGACUAUUCACGUAUAACUGUGUAUACUAUACAGUUUAACGGUCGAGCGUUCAUGUCGCCCAUCUCAUUGGGCGCUUAAUCGAGCGUUACAAAGAGAGAAUGUUUAAUUGGAAUAGGUCACGGUCUACGGGUAUCCGUCGGCAGGCACAUGGACACUAAUUACAGAGCGAAUAUCGCAAAGUGGCUGCCACUUUCGAGUCCUCCUCUAGAGAAAUGGUUCACAGACUCCUUGACAUUGGACAACAUAAUGGACAAACUUGCAAGAGACAUAGCUUUAAUUGUCAAAGACAUAGCAGAAUCAAACAGUUGCAAUCCGGAGGAUUUGAUAACUGUUAUUGACAAUCUAGAAUCCAUCAUAAGGAAUUAUAGAUUGAUAUGGGGUGCUGUCUCACCGACUCAUCCUGUUUAUAAGUACAAAGUAGAUCACUUAUCCACUGUUUUGAAACGCAGACUCAACAUUCUGGCCAAGUUUACUCGUGGUCUCAUUUUCGAUAUUAUCGACUGCAAGAAGGACAACUUUCUCCGAGUACUUUUCAGAUUGGUUAAUGCUCACAAUGACAUGUUGGAUUUACAACAUGACGUUUCUGUAUCGUCAAUAAAUAUUUUUUAUAAUGACUGUCCAAGUAUGCUUGAAUCUAUGAAAAAGAUCUCGGUCACGCGAUUAUUGCAGGUUUUAGCAAAGAACAAAGCUGAAGAAUAUUGCCAUGAGCUUAUAGAAUGUCUUCUGGCGAAUUAUCAGCCUAAUAGCGAACGGGAGGAUCUGAAAUCACCUGUGUCAGCAGACAUUGAGAUGUCAGAAAAUUCGAGCGUGGAAAUAUACCGUGCUCUCACGAAACAUAUGACCCCACCUAUUACGAAUGCUCCAGCGCCAGAAGUCAAGCUGUCCAACAUUGAAAACAUGCAAGUACUUGUAAACACUCAGAACCAGCAGGUAAUUGGACUGUUGAAUAUCGCCAAGGACGUGUCACCUCGAUUACUUGGGGCAGAAGCUUUAAAACUCAUCAAAGUGUCAGGUGAAACAAGGGUGAGGAAAAGCGCAGUGAGGAAAGUCACGGACUAUUAUCAGGAAGUUGCCUGGGGUGCUGUAUCCAGUAUUUUAGACCACGUGGUUCUAUGGUGGUCCCCUGAGGCUCUAGCAGCUCGUCACAGUCACGGAUCCCAACAUCUUAAAGAUUGGCUACAUCAAUUCACACAAGGGAGGGAUGUCCCACCGACAGUCAGACCGGCUUUGCAGAAUCUCUGUGAUGCCUUAGGAUGUCACGUAACCGUUACGGCUUGGGAUCAACUCUUCAGACUUGCUUAUACAUCAGCUUUUGAGUGCCAAUCGAGGCCCUCGUCUACCGAGGGCACGGACACCGGGCAAAAUUUCUGUGAGGUUUUUCAAUUACUGGUUACUCUGAGUAACGAGUGUGAAGUUGGCGGCGAGUGGGUCGUUGGCGCACCCUUAGCUGAGCUUCCAUUAUCGGAGCAGAUACUCGUGCUUCAUAGAUUAGAUCAUUCGAUCCAUACUAUGAGACUGUGGGCUAUGCAGGAAGCCAAACUCAUUGCGCACACCUGGGACCUAGAUGUCUUUUUUCUUUUGGUCAAGGGUGAUCUCAAGAAUUGUAAUGAAGAGCUCUCGUAUUUGAAGCUUGCUGAUCAUACAAAUGCAUUGACGACGGAAAUAGUCAACGUGCAGGUUUACGUAUGUGCGAAAAUGAGGGCGAAGAUUGUAUCCGAAGUUCAGGCAAAUAUUCAAUUACUGAAGGAGUCGCCUGCCAAAUGUAUUGACACUCUGGCUAUAAUUUGCCGUGUUGUGAGUCUCGCCAAUUUACACAUGUGCUUCCCUCGGCGUAAUUACUGGAGGACAAGUAGAAACGAUGUUCCUGUUGCCGCAAGUCUCUACGUUGAAACAUACUUUGAGCGAGUAUUAUUACCCGUGUUGGAAGUGAUCGAGGAUCCUGAGGUUUCUAAUAUGAUUUUGAAAAUCAUGUGCGAAGCGUGGUUGGAUUACAUUUAUUUACAUCGAAUAAAGUUCAGUGAAUGGGGUGCAUUACAACUUUUGACAGAUUUUGCAUAUGUAUCGACGUGGGUCACAGACUGUGCAAUAAUUUCUCAAAACGUGAGGAGUCAUCUUUUGAAGAACGAAGUAUUAAGACGAUGCGAAGGUGUAGGCCGUCUUCUACUAAGACAUCCUGGUGAAGCCAUAGCGAUGCACAAGCGACCGGCCCGGAUGACGGAUGAGAACGGAUCGCCGGAAUCUCUUGGUUUGGAACGGAUGCCCGCUGAAAUGUAUGUACCAAAUCAGGAACAGUGGCUCGAACUUCGUGCACCGAAGCGCUACAAUUUUUGUUGCACUGAAUAAUCCGAACAUUCCUUCUAUCGAUUCGGUCUUACUUGUGGUAUUUCUUCUUCUCAGAAUAUUUAUUAUUAGGUCCAGAAAAUAAAUAAUUUAUAUAUCCAUCUGA
This is a messenger RNA of Cephus cinctus (wheat stem sawfly), 2705 nucleotides long. Its product is annotated as coiled-coil domain-containing protein 142. The coding region runs from base 407 to 2602 and encodes 731 amino acids. The record is from RefSeq and is a predicted model, not a curated record. Lineage: Eukaryota; Metazoa; Arthropoda; Insecta; Hymenoptera; Cephidae. The transcript has 14 exons.